UUAAUUAAAACCACGCGGUUCUGGGCCGACCGAUCGAUCUAAGAAUCCUGACACGAUUUCGGGACGAGAGACCUAUACGAACUUGUGUGGCACACGCGUUGGCUUAUCUUACUAGUGUCUAGUAUCUGACCAUGGCUUUUCCUCCGAUAGCGAGGGCGACCUUGCAAGCUGCGCUGAUUAAUGCGGGUUCCAAUGUUCUCGCUCAGGCUAUUGGGGCUUAUAGGGAUGAGAGACCCUUUGAACUAGACACUCAAGUCUUGUUUCAGUUCACUACUUGCGCCUUUGUUAUUUCACCCUUGACCUUCUUGUGGCUUGAGGGUCUCGAGGCGAAAUUUCCAGGCUAUGAUGAGAGCUCUGCUCCCAAGCCGAAGACGGAGAAGAAGGAGGCACAGAAGCCCAAGCUGAAUGUGACGAAUACUGUGGCGAAGAUUGUCAUCGAUCAGAUCGUCGGCGGUGCCUGGAACACGGUAGCCUUUAUCAUGACGAUGGGACUUUUGCGCGGUCAGAGCUGGGAUGCCAUUACGCUGCAGGUCCAAAAGGAUUUCUGGCCCAUCCUAAUCGCGGGAUUCAAACUGUGGCCUAUUGUCUCUAUCUUGAACUUCACAGUGGUACCAACAGACAAACGGCUGCUUGUUGGCAGUCUGUUUGGUGUGAUCUGGGCCAUUUAUUUGAGUCUGAUGUCUGGUUGAUGUUGUAUUAGGUCAUCUGAGGAGCUUUCCUGGAUUGCCAGGCUAACGGGUCUAUGUUGGAAGCUAGGAUGGGCGCUGGGG
Messenger RNA from Aspergillus piperis CBS 112811, 770 nucleotides. RefSeq names its product Mpv17/PMP22 family protein. The coding region runs from base 132 to 689 and encodes 185 amino acids. Gene Ontology annotation, cellular component: membrane; cytoplasm. Lineage: Eukaryota; Fungi; Ascomycota; Eurotiomycetes; Eurotiales; Aspergillaceae. The record is from RefSeq and is a predicted model, not a curated record. The transcript is spliced from 4 exons.